Yarrowia lipolytica CLIB122 is the source of this 1572-nucleotide messenger RNA. RefSeq lists its product as uncharacterized. The record is from RefSeq and is a predicted model, not a curated record. Lineage: Eukaryota; Fungi; Ascomycota; Dipodascomycetes; Dipodascales.
AUGGCACAAAUACGGCUGAAAUCGACUCCAAUGUCUCCAAAAUCCCGACACGCGCCAAAACUCACGACCCAAGAGCUUUUUAUGGCAGCGGAAAGAAGACGAGUUUUGUGGAUCAAGUCUGAUGACCAAGGAGCAGGAGCAGGAAAAGUGGUGAAGAGGAGCAGCAGGAGGGAAAAACGGUUGGACUUGGAGAAACUGUCAAAGACCGGGCUCAUUGAGACUCACGUGGAAGAAUUGGGUGCAUUUGAUCGAGGGUCCGAGAAUGUGACUGGAGAACCACCGCUAGGCACCAUGAGGACCAAGCAGCAGGAGAAAGAUACAUCUAUCAUUGCCGAGCACAACGUGUCCAAAUUCGCCUUAGGCCACACAACUGAUACCUCUGUCGGGGAAGGUGCUGAUCCAAGUACUGAUACUAUUGGUGGUACGGUCAAGGUCAAAAUAGAGGAGGAUACCAAUCUCGAUACAAUAACCACAGCUGAGAUCAACAGAGAGUCCGCGUUAUUGACUUCAAAGGUCGCUGCUAAGAGAUUGGUAGCCGUGGAUUACAACCACGUUCCCUUUUUUCCAGAGGAAGGAGCUCUCGCCAAGACGUUUCUAAAGGAAGAUGGUCACAGCAGGCAGUUCUUCAUUGUGACUCCUUGGUCAGAAGCCUCCGUCAGAAUCGACACCAAUCUCAGAUCCCUUAUUGCUUCAGCUGGAGGAGUAGUUGUCGAUGAGCCCAAUAAAGACACAUUCAACAUCACCUAUGACCAAAAUACUGUGAUUCCCGAGUCCUACAGCUGCUUCAACAAUUGGUACACUCCGGAUCUCGUGUUCAGAUGCACAGAUUGCAUGUCUUUCGACGAGGAUAUCGUUUCUUCCGAGAUUAUUGGAGCUCCUAAUUUCGAUUCCAAGCAGAAGAAAGAGACAGGGGCUGUGUGCACUGACUUGCCGACUUUGGAGUGGGAUUCUGACGACCUGUGUGAGCCACGACAUCUCUUGCCUCUCCUGGGGACCAGCGACAGGAGAGUGAAGCGGUUGCAAAAGAGACUACCCCUGUGCGAUUGGAAUCAGAGCAGAAAAAGGUCGAAAAACAGCCCAGAUCAAGCUAUGGCCACCAUGGAACGCCGUGUCGACUAUCCAUGGACUAAUGAAUACACAACCCAGACUUUUGAAAGAGAUCUGCCUCGAAAUCGCGAGAUCUGGAACUACCACAGGUACAAUGAUGACAUCAACGACCUUCUUGGCGUAGUUUCCAAAGCAAACACCAGGAAGGAUGUCAUCAAGGUGUAUGAUUCAUACUGUGGAAAACUUGACAAGGUUGUUACCUUUUUACACAAGACUGAAGCGCUGGACGAGAAGAUGAGACUGGAACGGCUCAAGGCAGACGAGGAGGCAUGGUCUGAGAACGACGACGUAUAUUUGAAGAGCGACAACUCGCAAUUGUUGCAAAAGUUCACUCGGCGGCAGAUUAUCAGAAGGAGAAAGUUUCUGAAGACGAAGAAACAGGCCAAAUACGUUGAAGACUGGGUUGACAAGUAUGGAUGUUACUUUGGAGGAAAAGCUACAAGUACAAGUUCACAGAACAGAUAG